AUGCGGAUGAGCCCUCCGCCAAAUCCUGUUCCUACUUGGCUUCAGAAAGCUCAUGAUAACGAGCACAUGACUUUUGCUUUGAGGACGCUUGCAGAACGAGAGCAGACUCGUGUGCAAGCCCGUAGCUCAUCUAUUCCGCGUCCACUCUCUCGCAGAAUCACUCAUAUACCUUCUCAUACCGAAUCUCACCUCACCUCACAUUAUUCCACCGCAACCUCAUACCUUCCGCAGAACAAGCCUUUCAACCGCUACGCCGACGUAGCACCUUACGAACGAACUCGCGUGAUCGUUGAUGAUCGUUAUUUCAACGGCAAUUGGGUACGAGAGAACGCCGGAGGACACUGGGCAAUCGCGACCCAAGCACCACUUCCAACGACCACACACGAAUUUCUCAGCAUCCUCGCCGAUGCCGUCGUCACUCCUCCAGAUCCGACAUACCCUGGACCCGUGCGUAUCAGGACAGUCGUUCAGCUCACUCAGAACAUCGAGUCAGGGAUGCAGAAAGCCCACACUUACUUCCCAUCCAACCCCGGCGAGUCCUAUGUCGUACACUCCAGAAUCGACAAUACGCUUCCACCACUCAAGGUCACCCUACUGAAAGCAGAAUCCAUCGACUCUGCUCGGUGCCUCCUGAGCACUGUCUCUGUCGCCCCCGUCUCGUCGAACUCACCUCACGAAUCCGUCAUCUUCAAUCAUCUCCUCUAUCUGGCCUGGCCAGACCAUGGCGUUCCCAACGUUGAGGACAGGGCAGGGCUGCUUAACUUCAUUCGUCUCGUCGAUCAGACGAACAAACAGCCAUCUGGGCACCCCGAUCAGCCUGAAACCGAGCCCCCCAUCAUGGUGAACUGCAGCGCAGGAAUCGGUCGGACCGGGUCCUUUAUCGCCCUCUGUUCUCUCCUGCGUUCAUAUAACAUCCUUUCCACGUCUAAAUCCACCCCUGUGGAGUCUUCGAUGCCCCCACCUCCGCUUCCUCAAUCGCCGCUCGGACCCCUACCUGAGUCCUUGCAGUGGGAUCAGGUUGCGCAGGAGAUUGACCAUUUGAGAGAACAGCGGCCAGGCAUGGUGCAACGUCCAGAGCAAGCUUUACUCAUUUAUGAGUUGCUUAUCGCGGCGUUCAAUCCAUGAGGCAAGGACGGAAGAGGAGGGAAGGACGCACAUCUGCGAUGGACAAUCAUUGUCUCCGAUGUUUUGUUUGGACGUCAAUUGUAUGUUUUCUUUCGGGCAGUAUAGCUAUCUCCCAAGUAUAUCCGUAGCCUGUACACAGUAGACUGUAGUUGGAAAUGCCAU
Molecule: messenger RNA, 1287 nt
Organism: Stereum hirsutum FP-91666 SS1
Lineage: Eukaryota; Fungi; Basidiomycota; Agaricomycetes; Russulales; Stereaceae
Product: phosphatases II
Exons: 2
Coding region: 1-1125 (374 amino acids)
Biological process (GO): protein dephosphorylation
Molecular function (GO): protein tyrosine phosphatase activity
Source: RefSeq, a predicted model, not a curated record